Messenger RNA from Aedes aegypti (yellow fever mosquito), 1467 nucleotides. RefSeq names its product ribosome biogenesis protein NOP53-like. Gene Ontology annotation, biological process: rRNA processing; ribosomal large subunit assembly. Lineage: Eukaryota; Metazoa; Arthropoda; Insecta; Diptera; Culicidae. Gene Ontology annotation, cellular component: nucleolus. Gene Ontology annotation, molecular function: 5S rRNA binding. The transcript has 5 exons. Bases 112 to 1401 code for a protein of 429 amino acids. The record is from RefSeq and is a predicted model, not a curated record.
UUAUUUUGUUUUGCUCACUUCAUUCCGGUCAGUGACGGAUCGCAGAUCGGAGUUUGUCGUGUUGUGUGUUUGAUUUUCAGCUCUACGUAAUUUUUGGGAAAAUUCGUGAAAAUGAAGGAAAAAAAUCGUCACAUAUCGAUGAAAACUAAAGCCGCAUGGAGGAAAAACAUCAAUAUUUCGGAUGUGGACUCAUUCCUGGAGGAACAACGUCAAGAGGAACGAAUCGGAACCGUUGCGGAUAAAUCGGAUGCCGAGCUCUUUUUGUCCGAGACGAUUCCAUCUACCGAAAAGAGCCUGAAGAAAGCACGCAAGGACAAAUUCUCCGCCAGUCCCAAGUACUGCAUUUCGCUGGAAAACAGCUCCAAAGUUCCGGAUCCCAUCGUAAAGCGAAAUAGGGUGACCAACGAUGCCAAAAUAACAAAGCGAACUUCUCAAGUCUCAAGAUUGGAGCAGAAAAAGUUGAAAUCGUUGGUCGGAAAUCGCAAAUCGCUGCGUGGCGUCAAGAAUAGCUUCAACAAGGACAUCUGGGCAGAAGAAGCCGUUCCUUCGGAACUGAAACACGAAUGGUUCCCGGAACAUGUUGUGCUGCAUCAUAUGAAAAACACCGGAAAGCCUCUGGUUAAGGUUGCAGAGUCGACGCACGCUAAGCCUAAUGCAGUUCAAAAUGUUGAAAUACCGGCCAGUGGCGCUAGUUACAAUCCUUCGAUCGACGAUUACAACGAGCUGAAGCAGACAGUGAUAGAAAAGGAGCGGAAGAAAAUCAAGCACAGUGAACAUCUGGAUCGGGUUGUGACUAAAAAGUUCAUCAAAAUGUCCAAGGAAGAAAGGGAAGCAAUGGUCCUCAAGGAAAUGUCCGAGGGUUUAUUCGAGAAUGCAGAUAAAACUACCGCCGCCCCAGACGAAGAAGACAGUGAAAACGAGUACUCUGCGGUCAACCAGCCGGUUCAGAACAAGAAAAAAAAGCGAAGCGAGAAAAAUCGACAAUUCCGGGCAGUUGCAAGGCGGAACCUGGAAGCCAUUACUAAGGUGGAGCUUAAGAAGCUGAAGGACAUUAACAAGGUCAAAGAAUUAAGCACUGAGUUGAACAAAAAGGAGAAAGGUAUAGCAAAGAAGCGGGAAAACCGUGCCAAACGCAUGGAAGAGAAGCUGCAAAAACCCGGUCGGGUGGCGUACCUUCAGUACGAGGAACCGGAGGAUGACUUCCUGGAACCUACUGAGCUGGCAGAUAGCCUGCGGACACUCGCGCCAGCCAAGAGUUUAGUGGCGGAUAGGUUUAAAAGCUUCCAGAAACGUACCUUGAUUGCGCCCAAGAAACAUCGCGAUGGCAUUCCGCGUACGAAUCGGUCGACGCUCAAGAAGUGGAAACGUUACACGCUGAGUACCCACAAGGAGGCGCCAUAAUGGCUGGGGUAUUUAUUGCUCUGAUAGUUUAAAGAAUGUGGAAUAAAGUACCCAAACACUUUGGAA